AUGCUGUUUAGCAAAUUUGUCUGUCUGAGAGCUGGCAUCGUCACAGCUCUUGCUGUGGUGCUUCUAAUAAAUGUCGCCAUCUUCAGCAGAUCCGAACCAGACUACUACACUAACGCCUCGGAUGGCGGACUCGAGAAAAGCUUGGAUGCCUUGACUUCCACAGAAUACACCGAGCUGCUUCGGAAGGGCUUGCUAGAAGCCAACAAGGAGAUGGUGCUAGAUCUGAUCAAGCAGGACUUGUACAGAGCAAAUCGGGAGCAGUUCAUUGCUGACUUGCGUAAGGAGGUCAAGGGUAAGUAUGAAGAGAACUUCAUCGAGGAGCUCCAAAGAAAGCUCAACGACCAGUUCACAAACUCCUUUUAUACCUUGAAAGAAAAAGACUACGGUCUUCUCCAGGGCAUGGAGAGGAAGUUCUACGAGGAAAACAAGGAGAGCCUCAAAAACUUCGAGAUCUUCUCGGCUGUCGACCAGGUACUUGCCUCUGAUGCUUCUCCGAAUCUUAAGGAGAAGGUUCGUGAGCAGUUGGACAAGACCAUGUCUCGAAAAGACUACUUCCGGUUUGUUUUGGAGGACUUGAUUGUGCAAAACGGGCCCUCCAUGGCUCCUUUGAGCAAAGCUGAGAGAGGCAAUGAUUUGAAGGGCUGUGCUUUCGUCGUCAAUCCCGUCAUCUACGACGAAAAGAAGUUGGACAUUGUCCAGUUCAGCAAAGAGCGUUUCCUGGACUUCCAGAAGAACCACGACAAUAUCGUGCUGCAACUCCGCUUGAUGAAUACUCCUCCCCACCAGAUUUUCAGCGGAGACGGUAUUGUUCUCAGUGCCGGUGGUGCCUAUUUUGCUGGUGCCAUGGUCGCCAUUGCUCAAAUCAGAGAAACCGGAUCCAAGCUCCCGAUUGAGGUGAUGAUCAACACCGAGGACGAAUACGACGAGAACCUUUGCAACACCUUGCAAUCCACCUUCAACGCACGCUGUGUAAUUAUAGAGAAGGAGAUAGGAAAGGACAUGUUGACUAAGCUCAAUCUCACGAAAUUCCAGCUCAAGAUUCUUGGUCUUUUGGUCACUUCUUUUGAAAAUGUCAUUGCUUUGGACGCAGACAACAUGCCUUUGAUGAACCCAGACAAAUUGAUCCUGUCGCCAGAAUACCUCAAAACAAAGUUUCUCCUUUGGCCUGAUCUCUGGCAGCGUACCGUCUCACCAACAUACUACGACAUUGCCAGACUAGACCCGGGCAUGCCAGUCAGAAGACAUGGUAUUCCAAACAGCGAGGACGCCAGGGACUACUUCGCUAGAGAUCCUACCAUUGUGCAUCUUCACGAUCGUGAAGGCAUUCCCAAUGCCAUCUCCACCGAAACGGGCCAGAUGGUCUUCAACAAGAGGGAGCAUUUCAGAUCUCUCUACUUGUCUCUUUACUACAACGUCUACGGCUCUACCCAUUACUGGAGAAUGUUUUACCAGGGAAGUCCUGGUGACGGUGACAGAGACACGUUUGUUCCUGCCCUCCAUGUCUUUGACGAACCCUACCAUGUUGUUGAAAGAGCGACCUGGUUGGCUGGCUUCCAUGAAAAAAGCGGUCGGUUCCAAGAAACAACCAUCGUCCAAUACGACCCCACCACAUCUGCUGGUUUUGUCCGCCAAUGGAAGAGAUUUUUGGCCGCCCGUGGGCUCGAUACCAGGCUUGCUUUUGAUCAGAACAAUGAUCACACAAAGAACCUUCUCAAGCAGUUCCAGAAAGAACUAGGAGAAGCCAUGCCUGCCUUACCUGAGGUCAUGUUCCUCCAUGUCCACAGACCAAAGAUCAACCCUAUUUUGGAAACCGAUCCAAAGGGCUAUUUCAACUGUUUUGAGCAAAGAAACUUGGGCAAGCCGGGUGUCUACAGUGAUCACUACGGAGCUACAGACUGGGAACUCCGGUUCAAUUUAAUUUCUCGCUGGGCCGCUUGCAAGGGUCUAGGAAGUCCAGGUUGGUGGAAAUCGGUCGACCGUGACCAGACUGAGGUUUGUCAAAAAGUGUCCGACUACGUGAAGUUCUUGGAGAAAGACUCCAAGGAUCCCAAGGCGCAUAAGUUCGAGCAUAUCGAGAUUGAUUUCUAG
Molecule: messenger RNA, 2088 nt
Organism: Candidozyma duobushaemuli
Lineage: Eukaryota; Fungi; Ascomycota; Pichiomycetes; Serinales; Metschnikowiaceae
Gene: MNN26
Product: Mnn26p
Exons: 1
Coding region: 1-2088 (695 amino acids)
Biological process (GO): mannan biosynthetic process
Cellular component (GO): Golgi apparatus
Molecular function (GO): alpha-1,2-mannosyltransferase activity
Source: RefSeq, a predicted model, not a curated record